AUGAAGAAGAAGUAUGAAGGAACAAACCGAGUAAAGCGUGCUCAUAUUCAAGCCUUGCGAAAGGAAUUUGAAACUACUCACAUGAAGGAAGGAGAAUCUUCGAAUGAGUACCUUGCUCGUGUUCUUGUCAUUAGUAACAAGAUGAAAGCCAAUGGUGAUGAUUUGAAAGAAGUUGCAGUGGUAGAAAAGAUUUUAAGGUCAAUGACACCAAAGUUCAAUUAUGUUGUGUGUUCCAUUGAAGAAUCCAAAGAUACAAGUAUAUUGUCGAUUGAUGAGUUGAAAAGCAGUUUGCUUGUACACGAACAACGCACGAGUAGCACUGUCCAUGAAGAACAUGCUCUAACAGUGACUCAGAGCAACCAAUAUGAUAAUUUUGGGACGCAGAAGAGGGCGUUGGAAUUAUGGAGGUAG
Messenger RNA from Vigna radiata var. radiata (mung bean), 411 nucleotides. RefSeq lists its product as uncharacterized. The record is from RefSeq and is a predicted model, not a curated record. The transcript has a single exon. Bases 1 to 411 code for a protein of 136 amino acids. Lineage: Eukaryota; Viridiplantae; Streptophyta; Magnoliopsida; Fabales; Fabaceae.